Chaetomium strumarium is the source of this 1012-nucleotide messenger RNA. RefSeq lists its product as uncharacterized. Bases 106 to 693 code for a protein of 195 amino acids. NCBI's taxonomy places the organism in Eukaryota, Fungi, Ascomycota, Sordariomycetes, Sordariales, Chaetomiaceae. The record is from RefSeq and is a predicted model, not a curated record. The transcript has 2 exons.
AGUUCCUAAAUUAACAGCACGCCUUGUCACUCCGCCGAAAAGCCAUCGCAGUUCCUAAUACCCUCACACCGUACCUGGGUACAUCAACGUCGCACAUCCUUCACCAUGGCUGCACCCGCAAGCAAGAACAUCGGAGACCUCACUGGCAAGUGGGUCAUGAACAAAGCCCAGUCCAGCAACGUAGAGCCCGGCCUCGCGCUGCAGGGGAUCGGCUGGGUGACGCGGAAGGCGGUGACGAUGGCGACGGUGACGCUGCACGUCAAGCAGUUCGUGGCGCCGCCCUCGCCGCCGGCCGACCCGGCCAGCCCCGCCGUGACGCACAUCGAGAUCGAGCAGACGGGCACGGGCGGCUUCAAGGGGACGACCGAGAAGCGCUGCCUGGACUACACGUUCCGCGAGCACUCGGACUGGCUCUUCGGGCACGUCAAGGGCCAGACCAAGUUCGUGGCCGCCGAGGAGGUGCAGGAUGAGUUCCUGAAGAGUGGCUGGCUCGAGGGCGACGACGAGAAGGGCGGCCCCAACGGCGAGACCCACGUGCUCAGCUACGUCGAGAGCCUGGACAACGGCUGGACCGCGACCCAGAUCUGGGGGUUCAAGAUCAUCGAGGGCGUGCGCAAGUACUGUAGGAACGUGGUCAUCGCCAAGGGCGGAGAGCGGGUCGAGCUGCAGCUGGUUUACGACUACCAGGAGUGAAAUCAAUAUAGCUAGUACGGAGUCUGGCGUGGGGCCAGGACGGUGCAUCGCGGAUUCGUUGUAGCAUUACGCAGGAUGGGAUCAAUCGCCCGAUGUUCGACCGGAGCGGGGCUUGCGGCGAAAGGGAUACCUUAUGGGACGUGCAAGGUGCCAGGCGCCUUAUCUACCUAGACGGGGUGUAUACCUUGGGAGUCAUUGUGCAGCAGUCUUAAGUGACGGACGUUGGGCUGCUCAUGUUGAUGCGGAUCUCGCAUUAUACCUAAAUAAACAGCACGGACUAAUACUGUUACGCUGAACCGCAACCGUGAUCUGUAUCAUU